AAUCAAACGAUUUUUCUUUUCAAAUUCGCAGUCGUCUUGAAAGCUCGGAGUUCCGACUUCCCAGAUCCUUGAUGUUUUGAAACCAGCAUUAUUAGGGGUGUUUUCACACAUUCAUUAUUGAGCUCUUCACAGGUGGUGAGGAUUCCAUACCACCUACGAAAUGAGUAUAUUCAGGAUUAGGAAAUGCCUUCUAACCACUCUUCUAAUCUGCAUCACUACCAUCAUUGUGUUUUAUUCUGGACAGCAAUCCUCCAAUUCUUUUGUGGAUUUUGUAAAAAAUGCCCUUCGGCCGCUGGACGGCAUCUUCUCUCCACCGCCGGACGACGACCCAUGGUUUCAGAAGCGCUUCAUCAGAUCUAUCAAACCAUUUCUGACGAGAGAGAACAAGAAACUCUCCGAUGAUACCAGAACGUGGUGGCGGAAAAUCCAGAAUGACAGUAGCACCGCCAAAUUCAGCGAGGUGGUGGAGAAGUUGUUCCAGGUCAUCCCUGAUGCUGACCUACACAUGGACGCGGGCCGUGAGCGCCAUGGAAGCUGUGCUGUUGUGGGGAACUCUGGGAACCUCAAGGGUUCCUACUAUGGAGCCCUCAUAGACUCCAGUGACGUCGUCAUAAGAAUGAACAAGGCUCCUACCUCUGGCUAUGAGGAGGAUGUUGGGAAACGGACCACGUAUCACGUCAUGUACCCAGAGAGUGCAAUAGAUCUGGACAAAGCCACUAGGUUCCUGUUGAUCCCUUUCAAGACUCUGGACCUUCAGUGGCUACCAGGCGCCAUGACCACUGGGUCUCACAUCACUUUGUCAUAUUUACCACUUAGACGGAAGAUAAAGGCCAACAAAGAUUUGGUAUUGGUUCUGAAUCCUGUGUUUAUGAAAUAUGUUCAUGAAACCUGGCUUGACUAUCAGGGCAAAUACCCCUCGACUGGAUUCAUGGCUUUGAUAUUAUCCCUACACAUCUGUGACAAGGUGAAUGUGUAUGGAUUUGGGAAAGACAAAGAUGGGAACUGGCACCACUACUGGGAAACCUUAGUCGAUAAAAAUCUCCAAACUGGACUACACGAUGGAAACUACGAGUACAACGUCACCAUGAGGCUCUCGGAAAUACACAAACUACGGCUAUUUUAAGGGAUUUAGUUUAUAAUUCAUACACUAUAAAGAGCUUUUUAUUAAAGCGGAUGAAUCAAAUAGGUUAUAGCCUAUUGUCUACAUUGCACAGUGUUUACAUACUCAAAUACCUUCUCCUUUUAUCUGCACUACCGGUUUUGGACUUGAACAAUUUGGGGCUAAACUUAUGAACUUUGGCUUAGACCAUGGUUUAACCACUGGUCUGAAAUGGCUAGCUGCUAGCUUUUCUCAUAGGCCAACCUGGUGAAAUUAGACACAAUGCUGAGGACGGCCAGCAGAUAAUUGUAUCCAGUAACAAAUUCCGUCUCGGCCAGUUUAAAAUUGGCAUGACCCAAUGCUUUUUGUUUCACUAAUGCAUCCUUAACAGAAGUUCACCGGCACGUACUGAUACUCAAAUUAACUGCAUCACAUGCAAAAAUCUGUCUGGACGAUUACCUCAGUGUAAGAUGCCUAGUUCCUGACAAUAUUCACCACCUGUGAUGUAAGUAUGAAUCUCCCGUGUUAUCAUUUUUCUGUUUCAACAUGUGAAUUUACAUUCAUUGUGGUAUUGUUAAGGAAACUACAGCCAUCACCUUAAAAAUGAAGCCUAAGAAUGAAUUCCAUAAAGCGCUAGGCCUACGACUUCAGCCUUCACCUACACUGCUACUAGGGCAUAAUAAUAUCUCAGCAUAUGAGGCUGCAUGGAUGUGUACACUAGCCUACAUGUACAUUAGGGCUACAAUGUUUUUAUAAUCCCUAUCUAGCUGAUCUAUCUUACCUUGUUUAAGUGUAAAUUGACUGGUCUGGCUAGGUUCACCAAGUGUCCAGUAAAGAGAAGCUACACCAGAAAUCCGCUGAGGUGAAGCCUCCUCAUGGCUUCACUACUUAUGAAACCCAUUCAGUAAGCGACUGACUGACUGCUCUCCUAUUCUCUAACACAUGCUAUUGACUGACUGGCUUAGUCUAUAUAGACGUUCAGAUCGACAAUCGAGCCAUCUUCAUUGUCGUGGAUGUGAUAUUUGCUGGGCUAGCUUAUAUCAACACGAUAGCCUAUUGUCGGUUUAAAUGGCUAUUUAAAGCAAAAUGAUGUCCAAAAUGGUGUUGAUAUAGGCAAGCCUAGCCUACUAUAGGUUGAAUGUUACACGUAUUCACAUCAGAUAGUGUCCUCCUAGCUAGGCAAGUCAGUUAAGAACCAAUUCUUAUUUUCAAUGACUGUCUAGGAACAGUGGGUUAACUGCCUUGUUCAGGGGCAGAUUUAAAAUGUUUGCAGGAGAGUAUACAGGCAGUUUACAAGGGCAAUAACCAAUCACUACUCUCAAAGGACGACAUUACUCGUCCAUCUAGUUAUCAGUUAUUCACCCACACAUGUCAAAGUCGAACCGCAGUGCUGAUGUUUCUUUACGCUGAGGUCCAACCAUGCUAAUGCAGUGGAGUUGCCAAUUCAUGUUCAACUGAGCUACGCAGGGGGCGUGGUAAGCGAGGGUCUCGACAGACUUUAAUAGGAGUAUGGUGGCGGGCGGCAAGUGGUGCGAUUUGUGGUGUCCGCUCCUGUGAGCGGCGCCGCUGGCUUAGAGUUUGAGCUGCCACAACAUGAAAUGAGUUGAAGUCUUGAGAGGCCGACGUGCACAGUUGACCUAUGAGCAGAGUACUUCUUGUCCCACUAAGUUUAUUUUAAUGACAACAUUCCAGCUGACAAAAACCGUGACUGCUGGUAGACACUUUCUUUUCUUCUGCGGUUCAAUUGUCGUCUACAGUGUGUAAGUGCCUUUUAUCGCGGAGUGAUCCUUCAUGUCGAAGCCACUCGGCGAGGACUGGUGAACUCUGAUUUGCGGAGUGCGGGCACAGGUCACGUCAACAUGGAUAUCUAAUAGGUACGCAUUCUCAGGAAUUUCAAUUAUGACGGGUGUUUUCACAUGUUUUUAUGUGAAAUGUUUAUUAGGCUAGACUUCUGAUAUGUUGAAAUAUAUUAAGCAUUGGCCAUUAUAACUAUGGAGAAAUAUUGUUUGUGAAGGGAAGUAUUCAUUUUAAAGAUGCACUCAAACGUUUGUAUAAUUUCAGACAGUUUUGAAAGUGGUGCUCAUGAGCCAAAAGUGGUCCCAUUUUUUUUUUUUUUGUGUACUAAGUUAUUAUUUUAUUUUUGACCAAAUGUGUGAUAUCAUACAAUCAAAUCCCUGCAAAAUGUUACGAGUUUGUUGUGCUUAAGAUCCCGGAGUGCAUCUUUAAUUUAUGAAAUUGUGAUUUGAGGUGCAUUUUGGAUUAUUCCGAUGUUGGUGGCUGUGUGUUUUAAUAUCAAUCGUCAUCUCCAUAAUUUUCUAAAUGUGUUAAAUUCAAUCUCUGGUAGACAAAAUGCAUUACAUCCAAUGUUAGUCUGCUACAGUGCCAGUUACAUAUGGGUGCAUGCGUGCGCACACCCAUACCUGAGUCUCCCCUUUAAUAAUCUUCAUUCUGCAACUUGA
Oncorhynchus nerka (sockeye salmon) is the source of this 3558-nucleotide messenger RNA. Its product is annotated as CMP-N-acetylneuraminate-beta-galactosamide-alpha-2,3-sialyltransferase 1-like. The record is from RefSeq and is a predicted model, not a curated record. Gene Ontology annotation, molecular function: beta-galactoside (CMP) alpha-2,3-sialyltransferase activity. The transcript is spliced from 6 exons. Bases 161 to 1123 code for a protein of 320 amino acids. Lineage: Eukaryota; Metazoa; Chordata; Actinopteri; Salmoniformes; Salmonidae. Gene Ontology annotation, cellular component: membrane. Gene Ontology annotation, biological process: sialylation.